CUCAAAGUACAUGUCCACAUCAACUACACAUUUCAAAUUACACGGUAAUUUCAUUACCCAAAUUAGCCAAAAAAAAAAGGUGGGUUUUCCCUCCAUAGUCAAAAUUUCCCACCCAAACAUAAAACUUCCAAGGCUAUAAAUACUGCCUUUCUUUUUUUAGAAACUUCAUACAGCUUUCCGUCUUUGCUUUUCUCUUCUUGGUUAUCCACAGUUCCUUCUUUGCUGCCAUUAUCUUCCUUUCUUUGCUUUUCUCUUCCAGCCAUGUGAGAAACACUUUUUUCUUCAUUCUUUCUCUUCUUAGGGUGAGAAAGAGCCUUUUUUUCCUUUAUCCAAAGCUACCUUUGAUGCCAUAUCAAUUUCAGGAAUGGAGCCAAUUCCUACACAAACACUGCACCCACAAUUCGAAAACACACCGGCUCAAAGGAAAAAAAGGCUAACAAAUUUAGAGAGACAAGGAAUAAUUGACAAGUUGUUACUAUGUGCACAAACAAAUUUAAUGGGCACACAAACUGCUCAGAGGGGUGCUGUGCAAAGUGUUGCUGCUGAGUUCAACGUUAGUAGACAGACUAUUAGUUCCCUGUGGAGAAAGGCUAAGGCACAACUACAAGUAGGUGUCUUAAUUGACGUAAGUAGUCGAAUGGCAGGAAAUGUUGGAAGGAAAAGAGCAGCACUGGACUUCGAAUCCAUUACACUAAUUCCACUGCGGAGGAGAACCACAAUCAGGUCACUAGCCUCAUCAGUGGGGAUCAGCAAGUCAACAGUGCAUAACUGGGUGAAAAGAAGUAUUCUUCGUAGCCAUACUAAUGCAAUUAAGCCCACACUUAAUGAUGCAAAUAGGAGGCAAAGGUUGAUUUUCUGUUUGCAACAGUUAGAAGAAACAAGUAUCCCUUCAAACCCAACAUUCAAAGGUUUUAAAAAUGUGUUGCACAUUGAUGAAAAGUGGUUUUUCAUGACAAAAACAUCACAACGAUACUACUUGACUCCAGAUGAGGAUGAGCUUCACAGAACAUGUCAAUCAAAGUGAUUUAUCACAAAAAUCAUGUUCUUAGCAGUUGUAGGAAGACCUGUUAUUUCAGAUGAAGAUGAAGUACUUUGGGAUGGUAAAAUAGGGAUUUUCCCCUUCGUGGAAUGUGUUGCCGCUAAGAGAAAAAGCAAGAACAGAGAAGCAGCCACAGUCUUUGUGCUAGCCAACAGGUGGUUGCGCUAGACUCACUAAAGAUUGUUUUUCCAGGAGAAAGUGUGAUUAGUUGUGAGUUCGAAUAGAGUAAUUGUUUUUUG
Molecule: messenger RNA, 1278 nt
Organism: Cuscuta campestris
Lineage: Eukaryota; Viridiplantae; Streptophyta; Magnoliopsida; Solanales; Convolvulaceae
Source: the annotation of a GenBank genome assembly